Penicillium alfredii is the source of this 204-nucleotide messenger RNA. RefSeq lists its product as uncharacterized. NCBI's taxonomy places the organism in Eukaryota, Fungi, Ascomycota, Eurotiomycetes, Eurotiales, Aspergillaceae. The transcript has a single exon. The record is from RefSeq and is a predicted model, not a curated record. Bases 1 to 204 code for a protein of 67 amino acids.
AUGUGCCUAUCUGCGCCCUUAUCCCUCGCCUCGACUUCCCUUCCUGGCUUUCAGGCCAACCUCAUUCCAACUUUUUCGCACCGCGACCUGGCUCCUCCUGGUACUUCCGACGUGUUUUCCCUUUCUGCGCUCUCCCCCUCCGCCUUGGCGUUCGACUUCGCGCUCGGCGAGGUGACUUGGCUAGGGGUCCUGGGUCCGUCCUGA